This is a messenger RNA of Sclerotinia sclerotiorum 1980 UF-70, 795 nucleotides long. RefSeq lists its product with no specific name. The record is from RefSeq and is a predicted model, not a curated record. The transcript is spliced from 5 exons. NCBI's taxonomy places the organism in Eukaryota, Fungi, Ascomycota, Leotiomycetes, Helotiales, Sclerotiniaceae. Bases 1 to 795 code for a protein of 264 amino acids.
AUGGCAGACUCAAGGAUGCCAAAGUACUCCGUAAAGAAGGAAAUGCAAUGGAAGGAUGGUUUAAAACUCUGCACUGGCUGCGCUGCGCUGCACUGCACUGCAUCGCUAGAAAGUGUAAGUGGAGUUGAACCUUUUCCAGUCAUCAUCAUAUUGGAUGUAUAUUGGUACAUGAUCGUGAAACUAGGAAAUGCAUCCCGAAAAUAUUAUGGACACCCACGACACCCACGACACCCACCAGGUGAAUCAAUGAAUGAUACCUACCAAAGGACACGCAGAUAUGGAGAAGCCGGAUACCAUCCUAUGUACCGUCCCUAUUCUUCAUUUAGUUCUUUUUGGAUGAGUACCCCUGAACCAAAGAUCACAAUCCUCCAAGCUUUUUCCGAAAAGGUUUCAGACUUUUCAAUAAAAAGAAUAAAAAGUAAUAUUGAUAUAACACUUUUUUCAACGAUGGCCACUCAAUUCAUUCUCCAUUCUUCCCACAAGCAAGAAGUAAGAAGAAGUAAGAAGCAACAAGCAACAAGCAACAAGCAACAAGCACAGCACAGCACAGCACAAGCAACAAGCAACAAGCAACAAGCAACAAGCAACAAGCAACAAGCAACAAGCAACAAGCAUCAAGCAACAAGCAUCAAGCAUCAAGCAUCAAGCAUCAAGCAUCAAGCCAUCCAAAAGAUAUUACCUUCAAGCAUUACUUCCCUUCUACUUCCUGUAUCUUUCCUCACUAUCCUUAAAUCAGAUAAGGAGCAUCCUGACCUUAAAAAGAUCAACUGUCACCUUUACCCUUGUAGUAAUUGA